AUGGAUGUAUUAAUUCCUAAUAAUUAUGUACAUAUUACUGGUGGUAAAGAUUUGGAAAUUACAACAGGUAUUCCUUGUAAGAUAACAAAUGAUGGACAUUAUUUAGAUAACGGAGGAGGAACUUUCGGCUCAUAUGUUACUCUAAGUGGAAAUUCUUAUGACCGAAAUGAUCCCAAUUAUUCAAAUCAAAUAUGGUUUAUUGUAGAAUCAUCAAAUUUUGGAAAAUAUAGAAUUUCCAGUAAUGGAAAUUAUUUAGAUACUUUUGGAGGAGAAAAUGCAUCAGAAUGUCGUAUGAGUUAUGAGAAUCAUUGUGAUAAUCCUUAUUAUUCAAGGCAGCUAUGGACUUUUUUAAAUCAAAAUAUUUCAGAAUAUGAAAAAGUACAAAUACAAAACCUUUCGAAUAAAUGUUACUUAGAUAAUUGGGCUAAUCAAUAUUCAAUUGUUCGUUUUUCUUCUUAUUUUAACAAACCAACUGAUUCUUUUUAUUCAAGACAGUUAUGGAAAUUUGAAAUUGCUGAUUAUAAACUUGUAGCUGAGAUUAAAGCUUUUAAAUAUGACAAGAAAAUUAAUGAUUUAGAUUCAUAUACAACUAAAGUUUCUUCUACUAUUUUUGCUUCAAGAAAUCAAUCGCAUAGUGGUUCUUGUAAGAUAGAACUUACUUUAUCUGAGAAAACGCAUAAUAUCACAUCUUGGUCUUUUAAUAAAAGCAAAGAAAUAGCUUUUUUGAAUAAACUUGAUGUUGAUAUAAAAGCAGAAUAUGCAGGAGUUAAAGGAAAUUUACCUGAAGUUAUAGAGUGGGAUAAUCAAACCAAAUCUUUAGAAACUAUUAAAAAAAUCAAACUAGACGAAACUAAUGUUUCUGGAAAAUAUUCAAUGGAAAUUCAAAAUAAAGAAGAGGUUGAAGUUAAAAUAAUUUGGCACAAGAUUAAUUUAGAUGUUCAAUUUACUGCAACGACAAAAAUUAAGGGCUUUUCAGAUCGUCUAAGAAAAAAUGGUUCUAUAGCAAAAAUGGAACAAGUAGAUAUCAAUGCUGUAUUAUGUUUCUUGAGUAAUUCUGGCUUUGAAGGAACGAUUAUUGGUGCAGAAGGAAAUAAUGUCUUAGUUGAAAUUACUGGAAAUGUUAAUAUUCAGGGUGCAUUAAAAUAUGAAAUAGAAAAGUCCAGCGACGAUCCUUUUAGUGGAGUCUUUUUCGUUGAAAUUGAAAAUAAUAAAAGUAUUUAUGAGCUUAAAAAGGAAAUUAUAAGAAAUUCUCCUCGGCUUUCUAGUAUUAACUGUUCUGAGCUUGCAAUCCGGAAAGUAAAUAUACCUAUAGACCAGUGCAAUGCACUUCAGCAAUUCACAUUUAAUGAAGAGGACUGUCUUCACCCGUUGAAAACGAUCAAUGAAUGUUUCGAUGGUAAAAUUCCAGAGAAUUGUCUCCACAUAGUAUUCGAGAUUAAACCUGUGUACACUAAAAGAGAGGAUGUUCAAUCUGAUAUAAUUCAAUCAUUUGGCAAAAGACUUGAUUUCUUACCACUCGUUCAAAAUCUAGAACAGGUUCUAUUGAUGGAAUUUGAUAUAAAAAUACCAAUCCGUAGCCAAAUUUAUGAUGAAUGGAAAGGGCAAAUUCCAAUGCUGGAUAAAUAUUUUUGUAAUGAAGAUAAGGAAAAUAAAACAGCAAAUUAUUUAUCAUCUAGGUGUGAAUCAGUGAUUGGUCUGUUAUGCUCGGAGUCAGAGUUUGCUUUAACGAGAUAUGAAAAUUUGAUCAGCAAUAUUUGGGAUGCAUUGAAAGAGGGAGUUGCUUAUGUAAUAGAUUUGAAUCGAAGCGUUAAAGAAUAUACUGAUAUGGGUAAUUGGAAUAAUUCAUUCUAUGGUCCAGUUCCAUAUCUUUUAUCAUAUGCGGCAGGAGGAAAAUCAUUACAGUUCUUUGCAAUAACAAAUAAAAAGCAGUUGAUACCAAUUAGCUCUCAAUAUGACUUGACAUCGCCAUUAGGAGAAUUUAGUGUUUUAAUUUCAUCAUUUAAUAUAUUUCGGCUACUGGUUACGAUUCACGAUUUUUUACCUGAAUAUGGUAUUCCUUUAUAUAAGGAAAUCAAACGGAACUGUGAUACAUACAUUACAAUCUUAUCUGAAGACACG
Messenger RNA from Racocetra persica, 2118 nucleotides. NCBI's taxonomy places the organism in Eukaryota, Fungi, Glomeromycota, Glomeromycetes, Diversisporales, Gigasporaceae. The record is from the annotation of a GenBank genome assembly.